Cajanus cajan (pigeon pea) is the source of this 1436-nucleotide messenger RNA. Its product is annotated as ethylene-responsive transcription factor ERF026. Gene Ontology annotation, biological process: regulation of DNA-templated transcription. The record is from RefSeq and is a predicted model, not a curated record. Gene Ontology annotation, molecular function: DNA binding; DNA-binding transcription factor activity. NCBI's taxonomy places the organism in Eukaryota, Viridiplantae, Streptophyta, Magnoliopsida, Fabales, Fabaceae.
UUAGAUAGUCAUCUUAAAACAUACCACCAAACUGUCUCAUGAUGUGGAUAUAAUGUAUGUGAUACUAUAAAUAUAGUUGACCCUAUUACUCUCAAGUCUCAAUUAAACUAGGAAGCAACAAAUCCAAAUUCCAUUCCUUUCCUAGCUAGACCCGCCUACUUUGCCUAGUGCUUCCUUUUCUUUUUCCCAUUUUCAUUUCCCCACGUGCCAAAAGCCUUGUUCUGAUCGCAUGGCAUCAUCAUCGUCAUCGUCGAAGAGGCACCCAAUGUACCACGGAAUCCGGUGCCGCGGAGGAAAAUGGGUAACCGAAAUCCGUGAGCCACGUAAGACAAACCGCAUAUGGCUGGGGACGUUCCGGACGCCGGAGAUGGCGGCUGCGGCCUACGACGUGGCGGCGCUGGCUCUGAAAGGCGGCGAAGCAGUUCUCAACUUCCCUGACUGGGUUGGCAGGUACCCGGUUCCCGCCUCCAAAUCCCCUGAGGACAUCCGCACCGCUGCCAUUGCUGCAGCCGAACUCAUGAAGCCUGAAGCCAGCAACCACAACAAUGUUAAUGCAUCCACAACUAACGCAGCAGUUGAGUCUGUUCCUUCGUUUGAAACUCAGUUUCUGGACGAGGAAGCCAUAUUCUCCAUGCCAAGUUUGCUGCAUGACAUGGCUGAGGGAAUGCUGCUAUCCCCUCCCAGAAUGACUCCACACUUCGAUGACUCCUUCGAAUAUUGUGCUGGAGAAAAUUUGUGGAACUUUUGAUCCUCUAUAAAUUCAUAACAAAAGAAAAAGAAAAAUAAAUUCUUCGUAAAUUAUAGUUAUGUAUUGGAGAAGUUAAUACGAGAGUACUUAUAAACUUAUAAGGAGAAGUUUAUGGACGUACUCUAAAUAAUUAUUAUAAUAUUAAUUAAAGUAAUAUAAUGGAUUAGGAAAUGGGGUUCGCAUCAGACAUAAGUAGUUAGAAUCUGGAUAAUUAAUGAAAAUUAGUUAAAUUGAGAACGACCUGAUAUAUAGGGCUACUUUGUUAUGAGACCAUGUGUCUAUAUCUAUAUAUGUGUGUUUUAGUAUGUAUGCAUUUGGAUAAACUUUGUGACUUGUGAGUGAGAAUUCGUCCUGCACUGCACUGGGCGCAUUCCCAUCGGAAGUUUCUUUAUGUUUUAUUUACCUUUUUUACUUUUGUGAUGUGAGAGUGUUUGUAUCAAAGCUUUGCUUGCUAGCUUUUCUUUUUUGCGUAUUCUAUUAAUAGUAUACGCAUGAUUAUACUGUUGUUCAAGGGAACCAAAACUAGCAACAAGAGUCAAGAAGGAGACAUAAAGUAGGUUGAGACAUGAAAAAGAAGAUCUCUCUGUUGCGACCUAAAAGUUGGAAAGCGCGUAGUCAUGUAUCUCAUCGUGCUUUAAUGGAAUAAUAUAGCAGCAGGAAAUGCCGACUCCACCAAGCUUAAAAUUUA